Aspergillus thermomutatus is the source of this 1122-nucleotide messenger RNA. Its product is annotated as F-box domain and ankyrin repeat protein. The coding region runs from base 1 to 1122 and encodes 373 amino acids. Gene Ontology annotation, molecular function: protein binding. NCBI's taxonomy places the organism in Eukaryota, Fungi, Ascomycota, Eurotiomycetes, Eurotiales, Aspergillaceae. The record is from RefSeq and is a predicted model, not a curated record. The transcript has a single exon.
AUGUCCCUCUCCAAACUCCCAAAUGAAGUGAUCUUUCUGAUCGCCACCCAUCUGGUCUGCUACAGGGACCUCAAGGCUCUCGUCCUGUCCUGUCGCGGAUUGUACCAUCUCUUGGAAGAAUACCUUAGCAAACACGGCUACCAGAAUUGCCAUGGAGACGCUCUAUGCUGCGCCGCAGUCCACGGGGAUGAAGAACUCGUCAUGAAACGUCUAGAGAGAAUGGCAGCCGCCGCCGAGUCCUUUCAAGGCCAGCGUCCAAGAAAUCCAUACCAGCACACUCGAUGUUCCGCCAACUUGAGCAUCGAGGAUAUAGUUCUCAUUCAGCGUGCGCUGCUGGUAGCCGUGCAAGCUGGUUCAAAGCGCGUAGUCAAUCUUCUUCUCGACCACGGCGCGCAGAUCCUCUUCCGGUGUCCGUUUGGCUACAUUAACAACAUCUCGCCGCUCUAUCUCGCCGCGCAGAACGGUCACGAGGACCUCGUCGAUCUUUUGUGCGAGAGGGGAGAUUUUUGCUACGACGAGGAGACGUGUCCGCUCCUUUGGGCAAUCGAGCAUAAUCACCGCCGCAUAAUUCGCACCCUACUCCGCCACGAAUCGUGCGAUCAUCGCUGGUAUGUUCUGCCGAUGGCCAUGAACCGCGGAGACUCGGGCAUGGUGCGCUUCCUGCUGGAAAACGGGCUCCAUAAAACGAAAUAUGCGCAUGAUGUGCUGUUUGCAGCGAUUUCCAAGGGGGACCUGGAAAUGGUCAGAUUGUUCAUCGCCAAUGGCGCGGAUCCGAACCGGCUGGCCGAUUGCUACGACAGGAGGUGGGAGAGAAAUCACGUCAAGCUUCUUCCGAAGAUGGAUAGUCGCUCCCUUCUGGAGCCUGGCGGCCUGGAGGAUGAUGGCUUUGGGCAUUGGUGCGGCUUGUGUACUGAGGAGGAGCAGGUUUUCUAUAGUACCACCUACGUUGCGAUUUAUUAUGACCAGAUGGAGACACUGAGGUUUCUGCUCGAGUACGGGGUGCAUCCUGAGCCGGAGGACCUUCAACUGGCGCGGAAGAAGGGGAAUCAAGAGGCUGUCAGUUUGCUUUCUCCAUUUUCUUAUACAGAUGUACCGCAGAAGAAGCGUUAUCUUGAUGAGUGA